Dromiciops gliroides (monito del monte) is the source of this 439-nucleotide messenger RNA. Its product is annotated as metallothionein-2-like. Lineage: Eukaryota; Metazoa; Chordata; Mammalia; Microbiotheria; Microbiotheriidae. The coding region runs from base 97 to 285 and encodes 62 amino acids. Gene Ontology annotation, molecular function: metal ion binding. The record is from RefSeq and is a predicted model, not a curated record. The transcript is spliced from 3 exons.
UUCUGCUUUAAAUAGGAGCAUCUCGCUUCUCCCUCCACAUCUUUCUCCCAUCCAUCCUUCUGUGAGAACUGCGUGCCUGACAUCCACCUGCCAGCCAUGGACCCCGACUGUGACUGCGUGAGCGGUGACUCUUGCACCUGUGCAGGCUCCUGCAAAUGUAAAGCCUGCCGAUGCACCUCCUGCAAGAAAAGCUGCUGCUCCUGCUGCCCAGCAGGAUGUGCCAAGUGUGCCAAAGGUUGUAUCUGCAAAGCCCCCCAGAGCAAGAGUUGUAGCUGCUGCCACUGAUGCUCCUGGCUCCCUGUAACUGUAAAUAGAAGAAUUUGGACACACCUGACUUUUCAUAUGCUUUGGACAUAUUUUUCUAUUUUUUUCUAUAAAAUGUGUGAAUCAACAAGCGUUUAUUAAGCAUGUCAUAUGACAAUAAACUCAUUGAACCCUC